Molecule: messenger RNA, 2233 nt
Organism: Chinchilla lanigera (long-tailed chinchilla)
Lineage: Eukaryota; Metazoa; Chordata; Mammalia; Rodentia; Chinchillidae
Gene: Xxylt1
Product: xyloside xylosyltransferase 1
Molecular function (GO): UDP-xylosyltransferase activity
Source: RefSeq, a predicted model, not a curated record
AGGGGCGCGCCCCCGUGCGCCCGGGCCAUGGCGCGCCUGGGCGCCGUGCGCUCCCACUACUGCGCGCUGCUGCUGGCCGCGGCGCUCGCCGUCUGUGCCUUCUACUACCUCGGCUCGGGCCGCGAGACCUUCUCCAGCGCCACCAAGAGGCUGAAGGAGGCCCGCGCCGGGGCCCCCGCCGCGCCCUCGCCUCCCGCGCUGGAGCUGGCGAGGGGGUCCGUAGCCCCGGCCCCGGGAGCCAAGGCCAAGAGCCUGGAGGGCGGCGCGCCCGGGCCGGUGGACUAUCACCUGCUGAUGAUGUUCACCAAGGCGGAGCACAGCGCCGCGCUGCAGGCCAAGGCCCGCGUCGCGCUGCGCUCGCUGCUGCGCCUCGCCAAGUUCGAGGCGCACGAGGUGCUGAACCUGCACUUCGUGAGCGAGGAGGCCAGCCGCGAGGUGGCCAAAGCACUGCUGCGGGAGCUCCUGCCGCCCGCCGCGGGCUUCAAGUGCAAGGUCAUCUUCCACGAUGUGGCUGUGUUGACGGACAAGCUCUUCCCUGUGGUGGAGGCCAUGCAGAAGCACUUCAGUGCUGGCUCAGGGACCUACUACAGUGACUCCAUCUUCUUCCUGUCUGUCGCCAUGCAUCAGAUCAUGCCCAAAGAGAUCUUGCGGAUCAUUCAGCUGGACCUCGACCUAAAGUAUAAGACCAACAUCCGGGAGUUGUUCGAGGAGUUUGACAAUUUCCUGCCAGGUGCUGUCAUUGGCGUAGCCAGAGAGAUGCAGCCUGUGUACAGGCACACAUUCUGGCAGUUCCGCCAAGAGAACCCCAAGACCAGGGUCGGGGGUCCUCCCCCUGAGGGGCUCCCAGGCUUCAACAGUGGGGUGAUGCUGCUCAGCCUGGAGGCCAUGCGCCAGUCCCCGCUCUAUGGCCGCCUGCUGGAAACUGAGCAGGUACAGCAGCUGGCCAGUAAGUACCACUUCCGUGGGCACCUUGGGGACCAGGACUUCUUCACCAUGAUCGGCAUGGAGCACCCUGAGCUCUUCCACGUGCUGGACUGCACCUGGAACCGGCAGCUCUGCACUUGGUGGCGGGACCAUGGCUACAGUGACGUCUUCGAGGCCUAUUUCCACUGUGAGGGCCAUGUGAAGAUCUACCACGGGAACUGCAACACCCCGAUCCCUGAUGACUAGGGGGCCUCUGCGACAGGCCCGGGGCCACACCAGCUCCUCCGGACACUGCAGAGAUGUCCUUUGGGAUCUGGGUGCUGCCGACCUCUCAGCCAGCCACUCCCUGUUCCGAGAACACCCCAGGAAGACUAGUCUUUCAGUUGGCUGGUGCUCAGGAGCUGAACUCGGGGCCAGCAUCACAAAGACAAAUGAAGGAAUGUCUUCCAGUUGGCUGGGAAGCAGCAUCUGAGAAGAAAAGCAAAUGAUGCCCUUGCACCCAAGGAAUCAAAAUCCUUUUAAGCACUGACCUUUCCUGGACCAAGUAUAGAUUUGAUUCAAGUCCACAGGCUUGUGUUUUGUGAGAAAGAACAAACAGCACCGCUGUAGCUCUGGGUGAGCUCGGAGUGCGUGAGCCAGGCUUCCAGCAAGCAGCCAGAACGCAGCCUCCCAAGGAACCCCACCCUUCCUCGGCCUCGCCCGGGAGGCCGUGCUCUUCCUCUCAAGAUGCCACGAGCUUGGCGCAGACUUCAUGCUCCACCUUUUUAGAGGAAACCUCCAGGGCCCGUGUAGCAGUCUGCAUAUCAUAGCCUUCAUAGCUUUUAUCUCCCAGUUGCAUCACAGGACGCCUGUGUCCCGCAUCCCUCCUGCAGCCGGCCCCGGUGACCUGACUGCACUAAGAAAUCAAGUCCACCACCAAAAAGAACAGAGAUUGGCCGCUCCAAGGACAUGCAGUAGAAUUGCCUGGACUUGGAAGAUUGAUUCCAAAGAGGAGCCCCGCUGUUCAUGAGCGCAAGGCUUAUGAUCACUGUAGCCUCUCUGUUUAAAAAAAUUCAUCCUCGCACUUUCCUGCCUAUACCCCACAGAAAUGAGGAUGCGGUUUCUUUAUUUCUUCUUGUGGUGGAUUCCCCUGCAAGUAAGCUGCAAACUGGAAGCCCAGGGACGUCCAUCUCCUUCAUGGUUCAGCUGGUGUCCGGGCCCAGAGAUGCUAUGGGUUCAUUCAUCUCAUCCUGAUUCAGUUUCAUUUCCUUUUGAAUUUCUUCUCACCAUGUGUGAGAGAGCUAAUAAAUAAUCUUUGAGAACACAGUGA